Molecule: messenger RNA, 1625 nt
Organism: Manacus vitellinus (golden-collared manakin)
Lineage: Eukaryota; Metazoa; Chordata; Aves; Passeriformes; Pipridae
Product: wiskott-Aldrich syndrome protein family member 3-like
Exons: 7
Coding region: 16-966 (316 amino acids)
Biological process (GO): positive regulation of Arp2/3 complex-mediated actin nucleation; actin cytoskeleton organization
Cellular component (GO): cytoskeleton
Molecular function (GO): Arp2/3 complex binding; actin binding; protein kinase A regulatory subunit binding
Source: RefSeq, a predicted model, not a curated record
GAGCUCUAAGGCAGGAUGCCGCUGGUGAAGAGGAACAUCGAGCCCCGGCACCUGUGCCGGGGGGCUCUGCCCGACGGGGUGACGAGUGAGCUGGAGUGUGUCACCAACAGCACUCUGGCUGCCAUCAUCAAGCAGCUGGGCAGCCUCAGCAGGCACGCUGAGGACAUCUUUGGGGAGCUGUUCAAUGAGGCCAACAGCUUCUACAUGAGGAUGAACUCGCUGCAGGAGAGGGUGGACCUGCUGGUCAUCAAGGUGACACAGCUGGACUCCACCGUGGAGGAAGUUUCGCUACAGGACAUCAACAUGAGGAAAGCCUUCAAGAGCUCCACGGUGCAGAACCAGCAGGUUGUGUCUCGCAACUCCAUCCCCAACCCGGUGAUGGAGAUGUACCAGCGCUGCGACAAACCCCCACCACUCAACAUCCUCACACCCUACAGGGAUGACAAAAAGGAUGGCCUCAAAUUCUACACUGACCCCUCCUACUUCUUCAACUUAUGGAAGGAGAAAAUGUUGCAGGCAACAGAAGAUAAGAGGAAGGAGAAGCGCAGACAGAAGGAGCAGCGGCUGGUGGAGGACUCCACCCGGGAGGUGAAGAAAGUGAGGAAAGCCCGGAACCGGCGGCUGGAGUGGAACAUGAUGGCGUAUGAUAAAGAGUUCCGGCCCGAUAACAGGUUCUCACCAUCCCCCUAUCACAUGGCGUCAUCGGAAGGAUCACUGUCCCCAGAUAAUAGGCAGCCUCGGAAGCCACAGAUCCCGCUGAUGCCCAUGAGCGACGCCCGGAGUGACCUGCUGGCAGCCAUCCGCAGGGGGAUCCAACUCCGGAAAGUCCAGGAGCAGUGGGAACAAGAGGCCAAGAAAGAGCCUGUGGGCAAUGACGUGGCGACGAUCCUGUCGCGGCGGAUCGCGGUGGAGUACAGCGAGUCCGACGACGACUCCGAGCUGGACGAGAAUGAGUGGUCAGACUGAGGGGCCCCGGGCUGGGCUGGGCUGGGCUGGGCUGGAGCAGCCCCCAGCUCUGCCCCGGGUGUGUACAGGUGCCUCCCCCACCGUUGCCGUGCGGGCGGCCCCACUCGUCCAGGAGCUUUGCUUUUACACUUUGUCCAAAACCCUGCGGGCAGCAGCAGCACUGGUAGGAUACACCUCAGAGGCAGUGAGACCAGACAUUAGCAGCACCUUCACAUUUAAUGACUUCCAAAAUUCUCUGAAGGCAGGUUAAUAGGAUUGCUCUGGGUUUACACCUGGAGCAGGAGCAGAGGCUGGCCCUGAGUGUGCUUUGCGCGAGGAGGGAGCCCCAGGGGCAGCAGUGCUUUUCCAGCUGGACGGUAACUGUGGUAACGAGAAGCUCCUGGAGAAGAAGCCUGUUUGCACAGCUGGUGCCACCAUGGGAGCUCGGGGAUGGCCCUACAUGGGCCUGGGGACCCUCUACUGUCAGAGUUUUUGGGCUCAGGCAACUCCAAAGGCUGCCCAUGAGCAGGAGCCUCCUUCCCCUGAGGGUGAUGCACCAUGUUUAGCAGCAGCUCCAUAGGGAUGGUUCCCAUCGUACUGUCAUUCCCUGGACAAUCACAGAAUGGUUGGGAUUGGAAGAGACCUUUAAAGCCCAUUGAGUCCAAUCCCUUGCAAUGAAC